This is a messenger RNA of Guillardia theta CCMP2712, 3654 nucleotides long. RefSeq lists its product as hypothetical. NCBI's taxonomy places the organism in Eukaryota, Cryptophyceae, Pyrenomonadales, Geminigeraceae. The transcript has a single exon. The coding region runs from base 1 to 3654 and encodes 1217 amino acids. The record is from RefSeq and is a predicted model, not a curated record.
AUGGCAGCUGUCUUGAGGAACGCGUUGGAGGUUCUUCUCAUAUGCUUGUUGCUGCAACUGGUGACAAGUGAAAUCUUGAUCGGAUCCCCCAAGGCAGGACAGAUCUUUCGCACGAUCCCUGUCCUGCUCGAGUAUGUGACGUUCAAGAUCGACAGGGUCAAGAUCUUCCUCGAUGGAUCUUUCUACCAUGAGCUCGGCUCUGACUCCGAACAAGGGUCGAGAGUUUCGCUGGCCAUCUACAAGCUGCCUCCUUUGAGCCUGCAGCCUUUGGCCAACCACACCAUCACGAUCGAGGGGUUUCAUCCGAACCACAACACGCCACAAGAGCGGGGCAGCGUACACUUCAGCAUGCAGUACAACACGUUGGAGGGGGAGACUACGAUCGAUCUCCCCGCAUCCGCCAUGGUGAUUGGUGAUCUCCGUCGUUCAAGAGAGUCUCGUGAGGAAGAUGCGGAUAGCUUGAUCUCGGACAUGUCAGAGAUGGGGAUCUUCGUGCAUCCUGUCCAGAUCGAUUCCCUGCUCACAGCUCACCUUCACGACUCCCUCGCCCUCCAUCUUCCUGACAUAGUCCUCCUCCUCCCUUCCGUCUAUCACCAGUAUGCGGGCAACCUGAGUAGCCUGUUCGAGACGUGCCGGUCCAUGUUCAUCGUGACAGUCGUCUACCUGCUCGAUCUCCGGCACGGGGUCAGGAUGCAAGGGUUCAGAGACUUGUUUGAAGCCGAUUAUGUGGCGUCCAUGGACGGGAGCGGGUGGGUGGAGAAAUACCUGAGAAGGUGGAGAAGCAGGUCAAAACAUGUAUGGCUCGGCGCAUCUUGGUCUGCAGAUACUCCUUACUUCGAUCAGGAUGGCAAGAUAGAGAGGGAGAGGAGACAGGGAGCUGUGUUCCUUCACGAUGUGCUGAUGUAUGGGCCCCACACUCGUCCUGAGCAUGUGCUGUCCAACGAUGAUCAAAUUCAUCGAGGACACGGAUGGGGUCUGAGGAGGAGGGUGGAAAAGUCGCUUGCUCGGGAGUUCGGAAGCAGGUUCCACCUGGAGAUUUUCCCACUGAGUGCUGAACUGAGAUGCGAGCUGAUGAAGAAAACCAGGAUUCUGAUCGUCGUCGGAGGUUGUCUGGGCAUCGACGAGGCGCAACGAUGUCCGUCAUCGGGGUACUGGGGAGAGGAGGUAUACGAGGCGAUGAGGUGCGGGGCGUUUGUGGUGCACAACUUCGUUCAAGGGAUGGAGGAGCAUUUCGACAACGGAACUCAGCUGAUAUUCUUUGAUGGGGAGGACUUGAGGCAUCUGAAUAUCAUGGUGGAUCACUAUCUCAAGUCUGAGGAGGAGAGAGAGCAGAUUCGAGUGAAUGGACAGGAGCAUGUUUUGAUGUACCACACGCGCAAGGCGAGGUUGAGAUUCUUGUUUGAUCAAAUCUUCCAUUCUCAACAUGGAGGCAUUCAAGAAGAUGAUGAAUGUUUUGACAAAUCGAUGGGGGAGAGUGACUUUUGCAGAAACUUGCGCGAUUGUGGGGAAUUGCGUGCCAGUAGAAUCAAAUCGGUUCGAGUAGGAAGUGGAGGGGAAGGAGGAGAAAAGGGAGGACGAGGACGAGGAGACAGCGAACGCGAGGACUUUAUGAUACAUUCCGAUUUCAUGAAGGAGAUGUUGAAACCGCUGCUUCAACCGACCUCUGAGUACGACCUGCUAAACCAUUAUGUACCUCUUGAUGACGUGCUGCAGCAUGACGGUCGCAAGGGCAACUUGGUCAGGGUCAUAGCAAGGAGAGUUUUUGCAGAGGAGGAUAUCACUAUUCCGCCAGCUCUCUGCCUGCAUGAAGACGUCAAGUUGCUCAACGAAGUACAUCUCGCUCAUCUGCUCUCCCCUCGUCUGCCGACCUCGUCCUACGUGUCGUCGCCCGUGCUAGGGAUGCAGCUGCUGGCGUUCAGCGACAUGUAUCUUGCUGCGGGAGGAGCAAUCUGCAACGAAACGCACAUGGUCGACUCCUUCUACCUGAGUGAGGGGAAGAUCGCACCCAAGACGCAUCCCGGUUGCUCGGUCUCUCCUCAAGGGAGCAGGGCCUUGUAUGUCGACAGAGCCGUCUACAUCCCGACUCGGUGGGGGGCAUCCUGGCAGCACUUUAUCCAAGACACCUCCUCCCGCCUCCUGUUCGCCAUGGAGGUGCUACAAGGGUUGGACUACUUCGUCGUUGUGGAGCGGUCAUUGUCCCGGAAUGCCCUUGCAGUACUUUCCAGCCUCGUUGGCUACGAUGACCUCGGUCGCAUCCUGUUCGUGGACACAUCUUGCAUGUCGGGCCUUUAUCUCGACUUGUUCCAUCUGAGUGUGAGCAAGUGCAGGAGUUACAUCUGGAGCAAACAGCUGUACGUUGCAACCAACAUGCCGAGCCAUGCCCACGAUCAUCAGCCGACCAUGCCGAUGCUGCGCCUGCUGCAGAAGAAAGUCUCAGUCUUUGUUGGAUCGCUGCAUGGAACCAUGGCAAGGAGCCGAUCAGCGACGUCAACGGAGUGGAGCAGGUACUGGCUGUGGUGGAGCAACCAUUCUUCUGAGCAUCCGCUUCCGUUCGACGCUCUCCGUCAACCGCUCUCCCUUCCUUUCUUCAUCCUCUCUCGAGGGAAUGCCACGACCUGCACACAGCCUCCAGUCCCAGAUCGCUGCCUCCUGAACGAGCUUGAGGUCUCAAGGGACCUUUCCCUCUUCUACCGUAUCCUCAGCCAAAGAAUCUCGUUCACUGACGCCGUCGCCUACACCAACACCAGCUUCUCUGACACCUCCUCGAUCCUCCACUCCCUCCAACUCCCCCUCCUGUUCCUGGCCCUCUCCAUCCAGUCCGCCGAGAUCAUCGUGGCAGCGCACGGAGGGCAGGACUUCAACAUUCUGUUUGCGAGGAGGGGGACUGUAUUUGUUGAGAUCCUCCCGGGGAAGAAGACCGAGGAUGGGCCGUACUCGGUCCACUCGUUCGCUGCUGGCCUUGGGUUGAAACACUACCUCCUUCCUGUCCCUGGCGUCGCCCACCGCGCAGCACAGGCCACCCGUCCCUUCGUUGUGGAGACAAUCAAGAUUGUCAAGAUCUUGAGGGGAGAGAAAUUCCUUGCUCCUCCUCCCUCCUCCCCCUCCUCCUCCUCCUCCUCCUCCUCUCCCAGCUUGUCCUCUCCUCCCCCCGCUUCCGCUCCUCAUCCUUUGCCCUCCUCCCCUCCCACCACCUCCCCUCCCCUCUUCUCCUCCCUCUUGUUAGAUUGCAGACACAAAGGAGGGGGGGAAACAUCGGAAUCGAAGUCCACCGGCUCGACAGACGUCCUGGUCAACUUCCUAGGGAUCUUCCUCAACCUCUUCACGGAGGACGCGAACUGCUCGUCCUGCUCUUCUACUUUGUACCUCCGCGCCAACGACAGCGAAGUACAAGUGGAGCGAGACUUCCAAGAGCGAAGAGGAAGCGUCGUUGAGGGAAGCUUUUGGCUCGCCCUGCCGGACGGAUGCACGAGGUUAAAACUGGCCAUGGAAACAGGAGCAGGAGCAGGAGCAGGAGCAGGAGCAGGAGCAGGAGGAGCUCGCCUGGAGUCGGAGGACGUGUUCGUGAUGGUAAGAGGAGCUCUGGUCUCUCAUGUAGACCCGAACGUCUGCGCCAUGGGCGGCAUGCAGGACGCAACGCAAGCAGCCGACGAGUAA